AUGGAAUCUCGGGAAGACACCGCGGACCGCCUUAGGGAUAGGGACCCGAUCCGGACCCCGGUCCCGGCAUAUCUCCCGACUGCCCAUUCCCCGUUGAUGGUCGAUAAAGCUCUUUACUCCUCCAUCCAAAAAGCGCGCCGUGUGCUUGUCGAGGAAUUCGUGUUGCCCAUUCGAUCCGGCCGAGCUUGGAAGGCACCGGCCGGUAGCAUCGUUCGCAUCAGCACCCCGGAAGGCCCCCAAGUUGGCGACCUGAAUAUUUGGAAUGUGCACAAUCCCCGGGAGCGAUUUUGGGCUUCGCGAACAAGACAACUACACGCCACUCAUGUGUCGACAUAUGACAGAUUAUGGUCUUGCCUCCCAUACAUGCGGCCGUUGGUCACAAUCAUUGCCGACAGCUUGGCCUGGUAUGGGGAAGAUGAGCACGGAGGUCGGGUGCACGAUUUGCUCGGUACACGAUGUGAUCCGUACAUCAACGCGGUUCUGAGCGGGGGCCAAUAUGAUUUUCAUUGUCACUCAAACCUUACUCGCGCUGUCCUACCGUUUGGACUGGCUGAGUCUGACAUCCAUGAUGUAAUCAACAUCUUCCAGGUCACUGGGUUGGACGCUGAGGGCCGGUAUUUCAUGAACCCUUGCCCGGCAAAUAGCGAGGAUUAUCUCGAGUUCCUUGCUGAACAGGAUGUUCUUUUUGGGCUGAGUACAUGCCCAGGCGGAGAUUUAUCAUUAUGGGGAUUUGGUGCCGCUAGCGAGAAAGAAAUGGUGAAGACCUGUCGUCCGCUCAAAGUAGAAGUGUUUCGCCUCGCCGACUCAGACUUUCUCCAAAGAUCAGGAUGGCAACCGGCUAGAUGUUCUCCAUAUCAGGGAAAGCACGGCAUGAUAGUUGUGGACGGGGAGCCUGAAAUGCCCGUGUAG
Messenger RNA from Dichotomopilus funicola, 909 nucleotides. RefSeq lists its product as uncharacterized. Lineage: Eukaryota; Fungi; Ascomycota; Sordariomycetes; Sordariales; Chaetomiaceae. The coding region runs from base 1 to 909 and encodes 302 amino acids. The transcript is spliced from 2 exons. The record is from RefSeq and is a predicted model, not a curated record.